AUGAGGACUUGGUUCGGCCGUGGCAAGAAACUGCAGCAUGCAGUAAUAUCGUGCUGUCUCUGCGCUUUUGUUCUUUAUGGCUAUGACCAAGGUGUCUUUGGGGGCAUUCUUGAGAACGAGGAUUGGCUGCGACAGUUUAAUGAUCCCGGUGAUACUUUGACUGGCUUCAUCACCUCAAGCUAUAAUCUGGGCUGUUUGCUGGGAUGCUUUAAGAAUUUCUUUGUUGGUGAGAAACUUGGUAGAAGAUGGACUAUUUGGGUGGCCAUGGGCUGGAUUCUCGUUGGAGCUGCGUUGCAAGCAACUGCUUUUACACGAGGACAUCUGAUUGUUGGGAGAAUCGUCACCGGUGUCGGCACUGGUCUCAAGACUUCUACAGUUCCCAUGUACCAAUCUGAACUUUGUGAGGGCACAAAGCGAGGCCGUCUCGUCUCGGCAGAAGUCAUGUUCGUCGGUAUCGGCAUCGCCUUCGCAUACUGGUGGGACUUUGCCUUCAGCUUCGUCGGCGGGCCAUUCGCAUGGCGCUGGCCGCUCGCCUUUCAAGCCGUUUUUGCAUUCUGGGUUAUCUUUGUGGUUUUUGGUGUACCCGAGUCGCCUCGUUGGUUGCUCAAUCAUGGAAAGAGACAAGAAGCCAUCGAAGUGCUAUCAGCGGUCUAUGAUAAGCCCACUGAUCAUCCUGACAUCCUGCGAGAGGUUGAGUCGAUCGAGGCGGCUUUGUCAAUCGAAGCUGAAGCGGAGGGAAGUACUUCUUGGGCUUCGACUUUUAGGAAGGAUAAAGUCAGCACGAGAUAUCGAGUCUUCCUUGCUUGGUUUGUGCAGUUUAUGAAUCAGGCUGGCGGUAUCAACCUGGUUGUUUACUACAUCUUAACUGUUCUGACUGUCAAUGUCGGACUUGAACACAGGCUCGCCCAAAUCAUCGCGGGGUGUAUCCAGCUCAUGUUUCCCAUCGGUUCUUUACUCCCUACUCUGGCUCUGGACAAGAUGGGUCGUCGAUCUACCAUGAUGUGGGGAUCUGCUGGACUAUCUUUCUCGAUGCUGAUGGUAGCCGCACUUCUAUCUCAGGCAGACGAUACGUCACGAGGUCGAGCAUUUGCUACCGGAUCAGUAGCGUUCUUCUUCACCUACAUGCUCGUCUUCGGUGCGAGUAUGAAUUGUGUUCCGUGGGUUUACGUCCCCGAAAUUCUCCCUCUUCACGCUCGAACCAAAGGAACUGCCAUUGGCGUCAGUUCGAACUGGCUCUGGAACUUCACAGUAGUCAUGAUCACUCCCAUCCUCAUCAAUCGUCUUCAGUGGAAGGCAUAUCUCAUCUUUAUGGCAACCAACCUCAUUUUCGUGCCGAUCAUCUUUUUCUUGUAUCCUGAGACUUCGAACUUAGCUCUUGAAGAGGUUGAUUACAUUUUUGCUCGUGGCGAGAAUAUUGUUCAAGUGGCUAGGGAGAUGCAGAAGGAACUUGCUCUUCAUGGACGUUUGGCGGAUGAUAGAUAUCCUGAGAAGGCGGCAAAGACGGAAAGCAAGUCGCAUGAGAGGGGUGAUGAAUUUGUUGAGCAUGUAAAUGCUUGA
Messenger RNA from Fusarium proliferatum ET1, 1557 nucleotides. RefSeq lists its product as uncharacterized. Gene Ontology annotation, biological process: transmembrane transport; carbohydrate transport. The transcript is spliced from 4 exons. NCBI's taxonomy places the organism in Eukaryota, Fungi, Ascomycota, Sordariomycetes, Hypocreales, Nectriaceae. Bases 1 to 1557 code for a protein of 518 amino acids. The record is from RefSeq and is a predicted model, not a curated record. Gene Ontology annotation, cellular component: membrane. Gene Ontology annotation, molecular function: carbohydrate:proton symporter activity.